Anopheles maculipalpis is the source of this 2622-nucleotide messenger RNA. Its product is annotated as monocarboxylate transporter 14-like. The record is from RefSeq and is a predicted model, not a curated record. Gene Ontology annotation, biological process: transmembrane transport; monocarboxylic acid transport. The transcript has 10 exons. NCBI's taxonomy places the organism in Eukaryota, Metazoa, Arthropoda, Insecta, Diptera, Culicidae. The coding region runs from base 28 to 2571 and encodes 847 amino acids. Gene Ontology annotation, molecular function: monocarboxylic acid transmembrane transporter activity.
UGCGUGGUGGUGUGAGCAGGAAGAAAAAUGGGUCAAGCAGCAAGCCAGGAGGAUGCGGAACAGGGUGGUCAAGCCGGCGGUGAAGAGGAGGACGACGAUGGAGGCAUUAUCCCGAUGCGGUCGGACCGCUUCCUGGUGACGGACAGUGACAUUGCGUGCGAGGAAGCGGCACGAUUGACAGCGGAUCAGCAGGAAGAUCCAUCGCCGGACGAUGACGAAGGAGGGUGCGAAUACCAUGAUAUGCCACCUCCACCGGACGGAGGGUACGGCUGGGUGAUCGUAUUUGCGUCCUUUAUGUGCAACAUGAUCGUGGACGGUAUCGCCUACACGUUCGGUGUGUUUCUGAAUGAGUUUGUGGUGUAUUUCGGCGAAGGCAAAGGCACAGUAGCCUGGGUUGGCAGUUUGCUCAGUGGCAUGUACUUAAGUGCUGGACCGGUUGUAUCGGCUUUGGCGAACAAGUUCGGGUGCCGGGCAGUGUGUAUCGCUGGUAGUAUCAUCUCCUGUACGGCAUUUGCGCUUAGUACGCUCAGUACCUCGGUGACAAUGCUGAUGCUGACAUACGGUGUGAUGGGUGGCAUCGGGUUCGGUCUCAUCUAUCUGCCGGCGGUAGUAGCCGUCGGUUACUACUUCGAAACAAAACGCUCGCUGGCCACCGGUAUUGCCGUGUGUGGGUCCGGUUUCGGUACGUUUGCGUUUGCACCGCUUGCCAAUAUGCUGCUGGAGAACUUUGACUGGAAGAACUCGAAUCUGAUUCUGGCAGGAUUGAUCCUAAACUGCGCCGUGUUCGGUGCAAUGAUGCGGCCGCUUACUUAUCCGAAAGAGGAUAAGGUGAAACCUUUGAUGCAGCGUAUGUACGAGGAGAAGCGGCUCCAGAUGGAGCGUGGCUCGAUCGGAGGUUCGUACUUUAUGGUUCAGCUACCUGACGGCACGAUGGAAAAAAGACUGAAAGCACCACUGAACGCUGAUCCGGGCGUACAUUCGAGCCUUGCCCUAGACCAGCUGGCGGCCCAACAGGGCGGAAUACAUCCAGUGGCUACCCUGCCCACAAUUUCCGAGUUUAAGACGCAGGAACAAAACGGUAGCAGCGGCUCCUCAUCCGAGUCGAGCCAGAUCGAGAUGAAGAAACCGCUGAACAAGAAGCGCAACACCAACUCGGAGUCGGAUGCGGCCGACUACGGUGGGGACAACUUGCCCCGCAAUGCCUCACAGCCUGCCUUUACCAGCCAUCAGUCGGGUAUUCCGAAGAAUGGUUCCGUACCGACGUUCGAUCGCGUCCGCAAACACUCGACUGGAGAGCGGUUCAAACCGUCGCUGGCGGCCAUCAAGGCUAGCUCGCGUGGUGAUGUCGGUAGCAACGGUGACGUACGUAAAUCCAUGCAUCUCAGACUCUCGCGCGGCUCAGUCAAUGGCAGCAAAAAUAAUAACGCUGAGGAAUUCGACGAUGCCAGCAUGUUUACCUCAAAAGCCUCGCUGAAGGCGGAUCGUCCGGUCAUGGUCCGUCCUCUGUCACGUAAGGACAUCUUCUACUCUGGCUCCGUUACCAACCUCAAAGAGUUCCAGUCACAAAAAUCACUCACCAACUAUCGCAAUUCCGUCGUUUCGCUGACCAAGUUUGAGAAAGACCAUCGGAAUGAUGUACGUGAUGAUGUAGAGAAAGGCAGAGAAGAACAGUACGACUUGUGUCCGUGUUUGGCAUUGCCGGAAUCCUUCAAGAAUGCGAUCGGUGCCAUGAUGGAUGUGAGCUUGCUGCGCGAUCCUGUCUUUAUGAUGAUUGGUGUUUCGAACAUCUUUGGCAUGGCCGGUCUGUACGUCCCAUUCGUUUACCUGGUUGAUGCAGCCGUUUUAGAUGGAAUUGAACAAAAUUCUGCCUCAUUCCUUAUCUCAAUCAUUGGUAUUACAAACACGGUCGGCCGUAUUGUGUGUGGCUACGUGGCGGAUUUCCCGCAAGUGGACGCCCUGUUUCUGAACAACAUCUGUCUAGUCAUCUCCACCGUAGCGGUCGCACUGACGCCUUUCUGCCACAGUUACGCAGCGUACGUAGCAAUGGCGAUCGCAUUCGGCAUUGCCAUCGCUGGUUACAUUUCAUUGACGUCAAUUAUUCUGGUCGAUCUGCUCGGACUGGAUAAGCUCACGAAUGCGUUUGGGUUGCUGAUUCUUUUCCGUGGUGCUGCUACGAUUGUCGGUUCACCGCUGGCCGGAGCCCUGUACGAUGCUACACAGUCAUACUCCAUACCGUUCUUCGUUGCUGGUGGACUGUUUGCCUUGUCGGCCAUUACUAGCUUUGCAGCACCGGCCAUGAAAAGAUUCCGCAAACAAUCGGAAGCACCGGUGCACGUCGAAGUUUUAACUCCAAUCGACGAGGAACCGUCGGAAGAUUUGGCCGACGAUGACCAACCGAUCACGAUGGUACCAAAGAUCAUUCAAACAGCCCCAAGCCCGUCCACGGAGCAGCCAGUGACUUCGAAUAUCACCUCCACCACUACCAUUAACGAUGACCGCAAGCAACCGCAGUCAAAUGGGGGCACGAAGGAUACCGAUAAGGAAGUAAGCCAGAUGGAAUCCGUUGUGUAACAAGGAUCCGGAUCGGUGAGGAAUCAAGGUAACGAGUGUACUAAAAGUAGG